Molecule: messenger RNA, 1905 nt
Organism: Sporothrix schenckii 1099-18
Lineage: Eukaryota; Fungi; Ascomycota; Sordariomycetes; Ophiostomatales; Ophiostomataceae
Product: endonuclease III
Exons: 2
Coding region: 1-1905 (634 amino acids)
Biological process (GO): base-excision repair, AP site formation; nucleotide-excision repair; base-excision repair
Cellular component (GO): nucleus
Molecular function (GO): DNA binding; DNA-(apurinic or apyrimidinic site) endonuclease activity; oxidized pyrimidine nucleobase lesion DNA N-glycosylase activity
Source: RefSeq, a predicted model, not a curated record
AUGUGCGGCCUGCUACGAUACACAGCUCGACGUCCUAUCCGACCACCUCUCAAUCAGCAGUCUCUUACAACACACUCUUCCAUAUUAGGACUAGCUCUCCGCGCGGAUACGGUAGUGGAUCGGAUGUGCAGACACAACGACCCAGCACUUCGGACUGGUCCGCCCGUAGGAUCCCCUGAAGCUGAGAAAGGGGAGACGACAGACUACGACGUCCAGUCACAACGACGAACGCCACAACAGCAGCCACGACGACGGUCGUCCCUCGGCUUUGGCUGCAUGUUCUCGCGAUUGCAACUCUUGCUCUCCCCUCGCUUCCUUUCGACCGCUGUGCACAGCGUCGUGCGCCUGCCAUUGCCCCCUCUUUCUUGUCCUCCUCGGUCGGCAAAUUCCCGAAACGCACAGAUCACUCAUAGUACCCAGGGCGCCCAGACUACACAGAAAGCUAUGACGACAGCGGCCGCGACGGCAGCUGGACCUCAGCGACGGCGGUCGGCGCGUAUGGCGUCGACGUCGCUGGCCCGGUUCCGGUACCGCGAGAACGAUAGCUCCGACUCGGACGGCGGCGUGAAAAAUGAGGAACGCGAUGACGAUGACGACGACGACAGCGACCACAAACCCUCGGACGACGAGAGCAGCCUGUCCGAGCUGUCCUUCAAUAGCGACAUUGAAGACGCUGUGUCUGCACCAAGGAGGAAAGCGACAAGAGGUGCACGAACGAGAACGACAGCAGCCACGACCAAAACAUCGACAGGCUCUGUUGCGACAGGCAAACGAAAACGAGCAGCGACCACGACGACCACGACGACCACGGCCGCCGUAGUCACGAAAAUACCUACCCACAAGAAGCGAAAUGGAGCCAACGGUGCCGUCAAGUCAGAAGACCAUGUCGAGGUCAAGCGGGAGAUCAAGGACGAGGAGCUGGGCGGGCAGGACCUUUCGUCCAUACAAAAGGCAGCACCGCCACGCAAAGCCCGCAAGCCCGCACGUGUCAUCACGACCAAGGUCGCGAGCCAGCGUGAGGGCGAGGGCGAGGGCGGCGACGCGACGCAUGUCGAGCCGCCGACCGACUGGGAGCUAUUCUACGACCUCGUCAAGGAGAUGCGCCUCCCCGGCGGACCGGCCGCCAACGCCGCCGUCGACACCAUGGGCUGCGAGCGCCUUGCCCUCGCGUCGGCCAGCCCGCGCGACCGGCGCUUCCACACCCUCGUGGCCCUCAUGCUGAGCUCCCAGACCAAGGACACGGUCAAUGCCGUCGUCAUGGCGCGCCUGCAGGCGGAGCUCCCGCCCCACGCGCCGGGCGCGCCGCCGGGGCUCAACCUGGAAAACAUGCUUGCCGUCGACCCGACGUUGCUCAACCAGCUGAUCUGGCAGGUCGGCUUCCACAACAACAAGACCAAGUAUCUCAAGCAGGCCGCCGUCAUCUUGCGCGACGAGUACGGCGGCGACAUCCCGCCGACGGCCGAGGGCCUGAUGGCGCUGCCCGGCGUCGGGCCCAAGAUGGCGUACCUGUGCCUGGCCGCGGAGCACGGCUGGAACCGCGUCGAGGGCAUCGGCGUCGACGUGCACGUGCACCGCAUCACGAACCUCUGGGGGUGGCAGAAGCCCGGAUCGGCGGCGGCCAAGACGCCCGAGGGCACGCGCCUGGCGCUGCAGAGCUGGCUGCCGCGUGACAAGUGGAAGGAGAUCAACUGGCUGCUGGUGGGCUUUGGCCAGGCCGUGUGCCUGCCCCAGGGCGCCAAGUGCGGCGACUGUACAUUGGGCCUGCGCGGGCUGUGCCGAGCAGCCAACCGCAAAAAGGUCAACGAAGGACGCAAGAAACGGCGCGAGCUGGGCUUGGACGUCCCCGGCGAAGACGAGGACGGUGUCAUCAAAGACGAAGUCAAGGAGGAGGGGGAUUACGCUUGA